This is a messenger RNA of Amorphotheca resinae ATCC 22711, 1818 nucleotides long. RefSeq lists its product as hypothetical. The record is from RefSeq and is a predicted model, not a curated record. Gene Ontology annotation, biological process: CENP-A containing chromatin assembly; chromosome segregation. The transcript has a single exon. Bases 30 to 1532 code for a protein of 500 amino acids. NCBI's taxonomy places the organism in Eukaryota, Fungi, Ascomycota, Leotiomycetes, Helotiales, Amorphothecaceae.
GCUCUUCACACGAACAUGAACCCUUCACCAUGUCCGUCUCAAUACCCACAACCUCCGCUCUCUCUCCCUCGCAACUAGUUCCCUCAACACACCCCACAGUGUCGAAAAUGCUCCAGAGGCUUUCGCGACCCUCGCUCCUCUCCCUCGUUCUCGACUGGCUCGACGAGAAGAACCAAGAAAUCACCGCUCCCUACCUGUUAGGGCCGGACGAGGACCCCGACGAGCAGGACCCAUACCCAGCCUGCUCCUCUCUUGGCGAGCUACGGGAAAUCUACAGCGAUUUGCAGGCGCGAAAGGGGAGUAAGAGGGAUGUCGUGGAUCGGAUAGUAGAAGGCGAUUGGCGGGAUGGCCUUACUUUAUAUCAGCUGGCAAUGGCCGACAUGCAAUACCUCUACGACCACCCAACGUCGCAGAAAUGGUCCGCAUUAAAAAUUGUACCUCUCGCCCCUCCCAGUCCCUCAGCGAAACCCGCAACCGUCCCGCGAUUCCACCCGUCGACCUUCCUCCAGAACCUGCAGCGGGAGGUGCUGCCGGAUGUGAAAGCGCACUACAACCUCGAUCGCCAUGCGACUCUCCCUCUCUGGAUUCUCCGGAUCUACAUCAUCGACUCGCCCUACAACACCCCCCUCGCGCUCUCCUCCAAGGCCGGGAUGGCUCCUCUCUCCUUUGACAGCUCCCGGCUCUUUUACGUCGCCUUCCCCGACGCCUCGCCCUACAUCUACGUCUCUCUCACGACGGCCAGCGCGCCCUCCCCAGGCUCGCUCUCCGACAACCGAAGCCUGCGCCGACUCACCCUGGAAGGGAUCCCGAAAGCGUUCUCGCGCCCGCGCGAACGGUAUCGGUUGGAGGGCACGGGCCUGAGCGCGCGGAAUCUUCACGCGUUGUGCGAGAGCCGUGGCGGGGGGCGCACCAACGCCGCCGGUGGCGGGUGGAGCGUGUACGCGGACGAGGAGCGCAGGGAUAACCCGCUGGACAUGACGGUGCAUCUACCGACGCCGGAAUCGCAGAUGGGGGAGAGCGAUGAGGAGGGGUCGGCUGAGAAGCCGCCGCAAGUGCGGGGCAUGAAGAGGAGGAGGGAGGAUGACGAGGGGGUGGUGCAGCGGCGGAAAUUGGUCGCGCAGGGGAGAUUUGGGAACUCGGCGAGGUUUGGAGAUGGGAAGGGUAUCGAGCGCCUGGAUAUCAGGCUUGAAGAUCCAUUCCCCGCGCCCGUCUCGCUACCCUCUGGGUCCUCUCCUGACGGGGAUUUGGAUCGGGGGGCAAGGAGGGGGGAAAGGAGGAAGGGGAGAAGAAGUACGAUAGAUCAGGAGCUGGAUAGACAUAAGGAGGAGGAAGACGACGCAGAAGGGUCCUGGAGACCAGAUAUCAGAAUCACGUUCCAAGGCGCGCAUCUCUUCGCUGGGAUACGGGCACUCGUCGAAGCGGGGGUUGUGGAUGGGGAGAAGAUGCCUGGGUGGAUGACGGGCGAGGAGGGCGUGAGUGUGGGUGUCGUAAGGGAGGGAAGGAUCCGCGGAGGGAGGGGAAAUGCGUUAUGAAUGGGGGGAAAGGGGAUGGGUUUGGUGGGUGGCUUCAUGAUUUCACGGAAAGGAUUUUGGCGUCUGGAAUGCUGGGGUUAUGCUUGCUUUUAUGUGUGAAUGAUGGAUGGAACGUUUCAUUGCGUUGGCUAUGUGUAUGAUAUGUAGAUACCUCGGUAUAAGAAUGGAGAAGCAGCAUCGAAAGCCAAAGAAUCAAACGAAACACUCAGAUCUAAUGCUAUCUCUCCCCCAACCCAAACAUCCUCACAGUAUUCGUCCACGCCGCCUCCGUCAACUCCUCCAAGCU